This is a messenger RNA of Oppiella nova, 648 nucleotides long. Lineage: Eukaryota; Metazoa; Arthropoda; Arachnida; Sarcoptiformes; Oppiidae. The record is from the annotation of a GenBank genome assembly.
CCGGGUCGGCUAUCUUUGCUCAGCUCCACAUCCAAGUACAAAGUGACUGUCGGAGAGGUUCAGAGACGACUAUCACCGCCAGAAUGUCUCAACGCAUCCCUCUUGGGAGGUGUUCUUCGCAGGGCCAAAUCCAAGAACGGCGGCCGAUCUUUACGGGAGAAGUUGGAGAAGAUUGGACUCAAUCUGCCGGCCGGGCGCGAAGCAAUACAUUUAGCCCGAGAUUUUGGUUAUGUGUGCGAAACGGAAUUCCCUGCCCGACAGAUCGCUGAGUACUUGUGUCGAAACCAUUCCGACCCCUCAGACAUGUAUCGCCGAAAAGAACUAGUUUUGGCCACAAAGCAAAUGCUGAAGGAGUUCAUAGAUUUGCUGAAUCAGGACCGGUCGCCGCUGUGCAACACUCGGCCUCAAAUGAUUUUAGAGCCCAAUAUUCAGCGAAAUUUGACACAUUUCUCACUCAUUACACACGGAUUCGGAAGUCCAGCGAUUGUGGCGGCGCUCACAUCAGUGCAGAACUUCAUGACUGAAUCGCUCAAAUACCUCGAAAAGCAAUUAAGUACUUAUCAAACGGCUACUGGUGCUCACGUCCCCAAUGCAAACCCCGCUCAGGUCGACACCAAAAAGGAGAUCGAUUUAGUCAAUAAGAAGUAG